Diorhabda sublineata is the source of this 1988-nucleotide messenger RNA. RefSeq names its product RNA-binding protein 39 (gene Caper). Gene Ontology annotation, biological process: mRNA processing. The record is from RefSeq and is a predicted model, not a curated record. The transcript is spliced from 7 exons. Gene Ontology annotation, molecular function: RNA binding. Lineage: Eukaryota; Metazoa; Arthropoda; Insecta; Coleoptera; Chrysomelidae. Gene Ontology annotation, cellular component: nucleus. The coding region runs from base 201 to 1850 and encodes 549 amino acids.
ACAUCUGCGCAGUCAAUAAAAGGAGAAUAAAAUAGAAAGUGGUUUGUGAUGUAGACAAAUGUCGAUAAUCGGUCAGCCAUAUUGUCGAUUUCGUAUAAAUAAGAUAUAAACGCUUUGCACGUAGUUAUAUAAACAAGUAUCCACAUUUUGUGUGGCGAUUAGCUACUAAAAAUCGGAGAAAAUAUAUAUUUUUCAGAAUAAUGGCAGAAGAUCUAGACGUUGAAGCUAUGCUUGAGGCUCCCUACAGGAAAGAUGAUGAAAUCAGUACAAAAUCGAAAGAAAAUGGUGAUGUCAAGUCGAACCGCUCAACAGAAAAACGACACAGGAGUAUAAGUAGGAGCCGAAGAAGUACCAGUAGAAGUCGUAGAAGUAACAGCAAAAGCAGAAGGAGUUCAAGUAGAAGCAGGAGAAGCAGAUCUAAAGACAGGCGUCGUGGUAGUAGAGAACGAAAGAAGAGUAGAUCUUCCGAACGAAGACGACGUUCCAGAGACAGGACACAUCGAUCAAAAGAUAGGAGGAGUAGAUCGAGAGAUAGGCGAAGUAAGUCAAAAGAUAAACGAAGUAGAUCAAGAGAUAGACGCAGUAGAUCUCGAGAUAGGAAGAGACGUGAACAUAAAGGAAGGCGCAGUCGUAGUAGAGAAAGAAAACUGACUCCUAAAAAAAGAACACCGUCUCCACCUAUUAAACCAUUCCUUAAAAGGGCACGUUCUCCUCUGGGACUUAGAGGAACAUCACCUUUAGAAGAAUUGAGUGCUGAAGAACGAGAUGCUAGAACAGUAUUUGUAAUGCAAUUAUCACAGAGGAUACGUGCUAGAGAUUUGGAAGAUUUCUUUAGCUCAGUGGGAAAAGUUCGUGAUGUCAGAAUGAUAGUUUGCAAUAAAACUAGAAGGUUCAAAGGCAUAGCUUAUAUAGAAUUUAAGGAUCCAGAAAGUGUAGCAUUGGCAUUAGGUCUUUCUGGUCAAAAACUUUUGGGAGUUCCGAUUAUAGUGCAACAUACUCAAGCAGAGAAAAAUAGAAUGGGUAAUUCAAUGCCAAAUAUGUUACCUAAAGGUAUGGUCGGACCGAUGCGACUUUACGUUGGUUCAUUACAUUUUAAUAUAACCGAGGAAAUGUUGAGAGGAAUAUUUGAACCUUUUGGUAAAAUAGACAGUAUACAACUUAUACAAGAUCCUGAAACUGGAAGGUCUAAAGGAUAUGGAUUUAUCACGUACCAUAACUGUGAUGAUGCCAAAAAAGCACUGGAACAACUGAACGGAUUUGAAUUAGCUGGUAGACCAAUGAAAGUUGGUAACGUUACAGAACGUUUAGAUUUGCAACAACAAGGUCCCUCUAUUCUUGAUUCGGAUGAAUUAGACAGAUCUGGUAUAGAUUUAGGAGCAACUGGUCGAUUACAGUUGAUGUUUAAGUUAGCUGAGGGUGCGGGCAUGCAAGUGCCACAGGCGGCGGCUAAUGCUCUAAGCAUUGCUACAGGUCAACCAGUAGUGCCGCAAGUUCAGACUCACACCACACCUCCGAUUGCUACACAAUGUUUCAUGUUGAGCAAUAUGUUCGAUCCAGCAACAGAAUCGAAUGCCUCGUGGGAUGUUGAAGUUAGAGAUGAUGUAAUAGAAGAAUGCAAUAAACACGGUGGCGUCCUACAUGUUUAUGUAGAUAAAGGUUCACCACAAGGCAAUGUUUACGUCAAAUGUCCAUCUAUAGCGACUGCUGUAGCCUCAGUUAAUACCUUACAUGGUAGAUGGUUCGCAGGGCGUGUAAUUACAGCAGCAUACGUACCUCUACUAAAUUAUCAUUCACUAUUUCCAGAUGCUAUGACAGUGACGCAGUUAUUAUUACCAUCUAGUAGAAAAUAGUUUCUGCAAAUUGUACUAUUAAAUAUUAUUUUCUAUGUUUUUAUGUAAUUGAAUAAUAAAUAGUUAGUAUUUGUUAAAUAUGUAUACAAUGGUUUCUAUGAAAGAUCGAAGUAAUAAACAUUUUGAAAUUAAAACGCU